This is a messenger RNA of Mus musculus (house mouse), 3068 nucleotides long. RefSeq names its product gamma-aminobutyric acid type A receptor subunit alpha 6 (gene Gabra6). The coding region runs from base 383 to 1762 and encodes 459 amino acids. Gene Ontology annotation, biological process: chloride transport; monoatomic ion transmembrane transport; regulation of postsynaptic membrane potential. NCBI's taxonomy places the organism in Eukaryota, Metazoa, Chordata, Mammalia, Rodentia, Muridae. Gene Ontology annotation, molecular function: GABA-A receptor activity; extracellular ligand-gated monoatomic ion channel activity; transmembrane signaling receptor activity. Gene Ontology annotation, cellular component: postsynaptic membrane; plasma membrane; membrane. The transcript is spliced from 9 exons. The record is from RefSeq and is a predicted model, not a curated record.
GAUUUCCUCACAGCCCAUUCGAAGUCCAUGCCAAAACUAGCCGUGGAUUUCUUCCUUUUAAUCUGCCUUAGUCAAUUAUUGUCAUUGCUCUGACUCUCCACUUUUGAUCUGAACCAGUCAGAGGAGGCUGGGUAUCUGCAGGACUUAGUCUAAGACCACAAACAACUCUAAUCCGUGAGAAAAGACAGAAAUAAGACAAAAAAGAAGGGGAACCCCUAACGUUUUUCUGGCAAACCAUUCAUCCUUUCGAUUGCUGACUGGUCACAGAGUGGGAUGAGGAAUAUGAAGGAUUUGGAAGACUUCUCCAGGUGAUUGUCAAAGGAGAUCUGUCUGAGGGGAGGUAAAAACAGGAGGGUGACCGGGCAUCCCAGUGAACCAUAGGAUGGUCUUGCUUCUCCCCUGGCUCUUCAUUAUUCUAUGGCUAGAAAAUGCCCAAGCUCAACUUGAAGAUGAAGGCAACUUCUACUCUGAAAAUGUCAGUCGGAUUCUUGACAACUUGCUGGAAGGCUAUGACAACCGUCUACGGCCAGGAUUUGGGGGUGCUGUAACAGAAGUCAAAACAGACAUCUAUGUGACCAGCUUUGGACCUGUGUCAGAUGUGGAGAUGGAGUAUACAAUGGAUGUUUUCUUCCGCCAGACUUGGACUGAUGAGAGACUGAAAUUUAAAGGCCCUGCUGAGAUUCUGAGCUUAAAUAACUUGAUGGUCAGUAAGAUCUGGACUCCUGACACUUUUUUCCGGAAUGGGAAAAAGUCAAUUGCUCACAACAUGACCACCCCCAACAAGCUCUUCCGAUUAAUGCAGAAUGGAACAAUCCUCUAUACCAUGAGGCUCACCAUCAACGCUGAUUGCCCCAUGAGAUUGGUUAACUUCCCUAUGGAUGGACACGCUUGUCCACUCAAGUUUGGGAGCUAUGCUUAUCCUAAAACUGAAAUCAUAUAUACAUGGAAAAAAGGACCACUUUACUCAGUAGAAGUCCCAGAAGAAUCUUCUAGCCUCCUCCAGUAUGAUUUGAUUGGGCAAACAGUUUCUAGUGAGACAAUUAAAUCUAACACUGGUGAAUAUGUAAUCAUGACAGUCUAUUUCCACUUACAAAGGAAGAUGGGCUAUUUCAUGAUCCAGAUAUACACUCCGUGCAUCAUGACAGUCAUUCUUUCUCAAGUGUCUUUCUGGAUUAAUAAGGAGUCAGUCCCAGCAAGAACUGUCUUUGGAAUCACCACUGUUUUAACCAUGACCACCUUAAGCAUCAGUGCUCGGCACUCUCUACCCAAAGUGUCCUAUGCAACCGCCAUGGAUUGGUUCAUAGCUGUAUGCUUUGCUUUUGUCUUUUCUGCUCUCAUUGAAUUCGCAGCUGUCAACUACUUCACCAAUCUCCAGUCACAGAAGGCUGAAAGGCAGGCACAAACUGCAGCCACGCCCCCUGUGGCAAAGUCAAAAGCGUCUGAAUCCCUGCAAGCAGAGAUUGUUGUGACAGCGCCCCCCCAAAAAAGAAGAAGAAGAAGAAGAAGAAGAAGAAGAAGAAGAAGAAGAAGAAGAAGAAGAAGAAGAAGAAGAAGAAGAAGAAAGAAAGAAGAAGAAGAAGAAGAAGAAGAAGAAGAAGAAGAAGAAGAAGAAGAAGAAGAAGAAGAAGAAGAAGAAGAAGAAGAAGAAGAAGAAGAAGAAGAAGGGGGGGGGGAGUGCUGCCAUCUUCAGUGUUUACCUGAGGGCAGGAUGAGUUGCUCACUGGUAGAGACAUAUUUAACAUGUGCAAAGCCAGGCACUUAAACUCUAGCACCACAAACACAUACACAAAGUUAAAGCUUUGCUGUAACUUUUAGGAAAAUGACAAUAUAACAUACUAUUGUGAAUUUGUUGAUGAUUUGCCAUACAGAGUUAAUACAUAUGUGUCAGUGGAAAGUCAUGCCUCUGGAGACAAAGACAGGGCAUCUUUUUUAGUUUGCUAUGUUGAUGAUUGUUACUUCUCUUUCUUAGCAUUCUGACUCCAAGUACCAUCUGAAGAAGAGAAUCAGCUCUCUGACUUUGCCCAUCGUUCCAUCUUCUGAGGCCAGCAAAGCCCUCAGUAGAACGCCCAUCUUAAAAUCGACGCCUGUCUCUCCCCCAUUGCUCUUACCAGCCACUGGGGGCACCAGCAAAAUAGAUCAGUAUUCUCGAAUUCUCUUCCCAGUAGCUUUUGCAGGAUUCAACCUUGUGUACUGGAUAGUUUACCUUUCCAAAGAUACAAUGGAAGUGAGCAGUACUGUUGAGUAGUUUGUAACCAGAAAAAUCUGGAUACUGUAGUUUGUCAUUUUCCAUUUUCCUCACUGACAGAACACAAAUUAUUGAGGUUAGUAGACAUAGUCUCAUUUCAGAUACGACUUGAAAAUUGAAUGUCUGCAUUUCAUAAUAUGGAAUAGGUAUGUAUGGGCUAAAAACAAUAGUGGUACUCUUCAAAAUUAAAUUUAAAAUAAAAUUUAGAAGGCUACUGAAAAUACAAAUUUUCUGUAAAUAAUAUUAAUAAUAGUAAUAAUAAUAAUAAUGUGAAUAAGGUAGAUUCAAAAUGAGUUUGCCAACCUUUGUCUUCAUAUUCAAUAUCUUAAUUGUCACUGUGAAUAAUAUUUUCCACAUAGCAGAUAAAUUCAGACAUACUGACCCUUCUAAAGCUUGCCUUAAAUUUAUUUAUUUUGUCUUAAUUUCUACUCUAAAUAUUUAUUGGUAUGUUUAUACAGCAUGCUGGUGGCCUUUACAAUUUUACAAGAACUUUCAGUGGCAUUGGACUGCUUAUAUUUAGUUUAGACAUUUCUUUUUAACCUUGCUGUGUUCUUUUACCUCAAUAAAAUGUGGCAUUAUAUAAAAAUAAAUAAUACAUAGUUUAUAAAUUAUGUAUGCAUAUGUACAUAGCUUUAGUUAUGCUGCAAUACUGUUGCUAUUUCCCACUAAAUUCACAUUUAAAAAGAAGAUGCUUGCUAACACCAGGAGGUUCUAGCAAGGUCACUUGGUGGACUAUACUAUGACUGUAUAUUCUGAUUAUGGCUACCAUCAUAUGCUACACUUUCCUAAAUAUAAUGCUAAAUAAAACCACAACAGGCCUGCA